AGAGCCGCAGAGCACGCUGUUUAGAGGACAGACCUUAUAUUUAUAUCAUAUAUCAUAUAUAUUGUAUUACAUAUUGCAUAAAGUAAAUAUAUAUGCAGGCUCAGGGAGGAACGGAGCACGUGUAGCCGCGUCAUCAGGACACACACAGGGCGGUGUGUUCAGGGCCCGUUGGAGAAGGGAAACAUGCUGAAGCUGCUGGGGGUCCUACGGGUGGGGCGGGGCCUGAUCCAUGGGGGGCGGGUGCUGAUCCCGGGGGGGCGGGGCCUGAGUGGGAGAAGUGGGAGGGGCCUCAGAGGCUGCACCGUAGACCCCGGGCAGGAAGAGACCUUCGUGUUCGUGGACUUUACAGAUGCAGAGCCUGAGGGGGAGAAAGACCUCCUGCCUCCCCCCCCGACCCUCCCUCCCCUCCCCGACCCUCCCUCCCUCUGCUGCCCCCCCCCCUCAGAGGCUGCGUGCUCUGGAGCUGCAGCUGCAUGCGCUGGGGGGCGGGGCUUCCCUUCAGGGGGGCGGGGCUUCACUGCAGGGGGCGGAGCUGCACUUCCAGGACGUGAAGUUCCCCGGGGGCGACAGCGCAGUGUCUUUAAAGAAGCAGAAGAAGAAGAAGAAGUCCGGGGGGGGCGUUCACAAAGUGGUGGGGGCGCCGGACGCGUCUGAGCCAAUCAGUGACGUCAGCUGCUCGGGUUGCGGCGCGCUGCUGCACUGCAGCGUAGCGGGCGCCCCCGGUUAUCUGCCCGGCAACAAGUUCAAGGAGCUGCGCCUGGAGGGGGGUCUGGGGGAGGCGGUGUGCCAGCGCUGCCACCUGCUGACGCACCACAACCAGGCGCUGCAGGUGGAGCUGUCGGCGGAGGGAUACGCUGCGGUGGUGAAGAGGCUGCGCCCCCUUCAGGGUCUGCUGCUGCUGGUGGUCGACCUACUGGACCUCCCCGACUCUUUACCCUCCGACCUGAUCUCCAUGGUGGGGGACAACAAGCGCAUCGUGGUGCUCGGCAACAAGGUGGACCUGCUGCCGGGCGACGCCCCCAACUACCUGCAGCGAAUCAGACGGCAGCUGGAGGCGUACUGCGCGGCCGCCGGGCUGCAAGUGAGCGAGGUGCAGCUGAUCAGCGCCAAGACGGGCUUCGGCAUCGAACAGCUGGUCUCCCGCCUGCAGCGCACCUGGAGUUACCGUAGCGACGUGUACCUGGUGGGCAGCUCCAACGCAGGGAAGUCCUCUCUGUUCAACGCUCUGCUGCAGUCAGACUACUGCAAGAGCCGCGCUGCUGACCGGCUGCAUCGAGCCACCGUGUCCCCCUGGCCCGGGACCACUCUGGACCUGCUGAAGUUCCCCAUCAUUAACCCGACUCCCUACAGGAUGUUCAGACGAGAGGAGCGUCUGAGUGAGGAGAGAGAGCUGACGGAGGAGGAGAGAGAGAGGGAGAAACACCUGAAGAGACAGGGGUACCUGACAGGUCGUGUUGGGAGGACGUUCAGAACGCCCCCCCCCCCUCGAGACGAGAUCCAGUUUGACCCGGACAGCCUGGCUCUGGGGGAGGGGGGGGAGACCCAGGCAGCGGCCCCCCGCCCCCCCAGGCAGCAGGGCAGCAAGGAGGAGGAGGGGAACUGGCUCUACGACACCCCGGGGAUCCUCAAGCAGCACGACAUCCUGGCGCUGCUCUCUGAACAGGAAGUGAUGUCAGUGGUCCCGACCCAGGCUCUGGUCCCGAGGACCUUCGUCCUGCAGGAGGGGGCCAGCCUGCUGGUGGGGGGGCUCGCCCGCAUCGACUUCAUUAAGGGUGGGGGGCCCUGCUGGUUCUCAGUUCUGGUCUCCAGUCAGAUCCCAGUCCACAUCUCCAGCCUGGAGAGGGUCCAGGAGGUCUAUGAGAAACACGCAGGACACACACUGCUGGGGGUACCUGCUGGGGGGUCCGAGCGGAUGAAGGACUUCCCCCCCCUGGUCCCUCAGGACUUCAGGCUGCAGGGAGUGGGGUAUCAGGAGGCAGCCGGAGACCUGAAGCUGUCCUCUGCAGGGUGGGUCUCAGUGACGGCCCCUCCAGGUGAUCAGCUGCUUCUGCGUCUCCACGGCCCAGAGGACGCCUCCUUCUCUCUGAGGACCCCCCCCCUCCUGCCUCACCUGGUGAAGCUGAAGGGAGACAGGAUCAGGAAGUCCGUGGCCUACAGGACCCUGAAGCACGUGGUGCUGCAGAGAGAGGAGGGGAAGAAGAACUGAGAUGGACAGACAGACGUCACAUGACCUCGUUAACCUGGUCAGGAUCCAGUAGGACUUCCUGUUGAGCCCCUCCCCUCUGAGACUCUGAAGGACUUCCUGUUGAGCCCCUCCCCUCUGAGACUCAGAAGCUGCUGAUGGAAUAUUUCAUAUGAUGUAAACGUGUACAAAAACAUGUUUAUGAUGUAAACAUGUUUUUCUACACGUCUGUUAAUGUAAAGGAUUGUUUAUGAAUAAAUAAUAACACAAGUUCA
Molecule: messenger RNA, 2457 nt
Organism: Trematomus bernacchii (emerald rockcod)
Lineage: Eukaryota; Metazoa; Chordata; Actinopteri; Perciformes; Nototheniidae
Gene: noa1
Product: nitric oxide associated 1
Molecular function (GO): GTP binding
Source: RefSeq, a predicted model, not a curated record